Molecule: messenger RNA, 795 nt
Organism: Fragaria vesca subsp. vesca
Lineage: Eukaryota; Viridiplantae; Streptophyta; Magnoliopsida; Rosales; Rosaceae
Exons: 2
Coding region: 70-519 (149 amino acids)
Source: RefSeq, a predicted model, not a curated record
UCUCCCUCUGUUUUCGUACACUCCCAAACCUCCAAAUCCCCCCAAAUUCCCAAAACCCUAGCCGCCGCAAUGCCUACGCCGACACCGGCGAAGCGUUCCCGGAUUUGCAACUCGCCGAGCUCCGGAGAUACCGGCGUGAUCCGCCAGCUCCCGCCGAAAGCGCCGGAGCCGUCCGAUCGCCGCUGCGCUGCUUUCGGAAUUGUCGCCAAGCCUGUGAAGCCGUCGCCGAAGGAAACGCACAGAGAGCAGCCAUCGCCGGCGAUUUUGAUGGUGUCGUCGCCGGAGAUUGUGAGAGGGGAGCCAGCGGCGGCGUGUGUCGAUCAGUUCCUUGACGAAUGCUACUUUUGCCAGAAGAAGAUCCCUCAAAACAGUGAUGUGUUCAUGUACGGACUAUUUGGUGCAUUUUGUUCGGAAGUGUGCCGAUUCCAGCAAAUUUACAAGGACAAGGUAGCAGAGCAAGCACUUGUUAAAUCGACUAGAACCGCCGUCACCGGUGCCAAGAGCAAUGUGAAUGGAUGAUGAGUAGGUAGCUAGAGAGACCAAGUUGGCGGCGCAUGGCUAUCAUAUUUUAGAGAUUGUCCUGCGCUUUUGGUUGUUAUAUUUGUAAGUAGUUUGCUUUGAAAUCUCCUCUUUUGGUUCAUCAGUGGGUUAUAUAGUAGUAACUAGCUCCAUUUAGGAUCAGAAAUAAGAAUUCUAUUACAUAUUUUGUUUCGGCAUUGAAACGGAGUAGCGAGGUUGUGGUACAGUUGUUCCGAGAUACAAAUUAUAUUAAUGAUAAGAAUCGUAAACAUGUGC